Sclerotinia trifoliorum is the source of this 1219-nucleotide messenger RNA. Lineage: Eukaryota; Fungi; Ascomycota; Leotiomycetes; Helotiales; Sclerotiniaceae. The record is from the annotation of a GenBank genome assembly.
AUUCUGCUGUGUUAUUGUCAAUCUUCAAAAUUGUUGAAUGAAAAAAGAUUGGACGUCAUUUUUAAAGCGCGCCACAAUUUUAUAUAUCUGGAGAAAUCGCGUCUACCGAGAACAUCUUUUCUUCACACAUCAACAUGGCAACAAUUACACGCAGAGCUUCACGCUCUUUGGUUGCUGACGCAAUGUCAUCAGUGUCAAGAUUAUCUACAGUAUCAAGAAGUACAACUCUGACCCGUCAAUCAAGACAUUUUUCCAAUACUUUCCGAAAUGCGGCGACCCCAACUUCAAGCUACACACAAAGGACAUCGGUUACAACGAAGCCUCCAACAAGCUCUGCAGUCCCUGUAGCCAAACCGAAAGAGCCAGAAGCUGCGAUAGAUGAUCAGUCACCCAUCAAGGACAUGACCGAGGGGCUUGCAGACGAACCAUUGAUUUUGGAUGAAGGAGUUAGACAGGUUGAUUGGACAAGAUCAUAUCACGGGUUAUCGUCCCAGCCAUUCUCUAAAGAAGCUGCAGACAUUCUACUCGCACCAAUUCCUCCUGAUGAUGUGGAAGUCAAGCCAGAUGGUAUUAUAUACUUGCCGGAAAUCAAAUAUCGAAGAAUAUUGAAUAGGGCUUUUGGACCUGGUGGGUGGGGUUUGGCACCAAGGGGAGAAACAAUUGUUACGCAGAAGAGUAUCACAAGAGAAUAUGCUCUCGUUGCUCAUGGACGGCAAGUUUUCGAGUUUUCUAUAUAGUUUGAAGGGGUACAACUAACUAUUUCCUCUAUGCAGAUUGGUAUCCGUGGCUCGUGGUGAACAAGACUAUUUCGCCCCCGAAGGCAUUCCGACCGCGACAGAAGGAUGCAAAUCGAACGCUCUGAUGCGCUGCUGCAAGGACCUUGGCGUGGCCAGUGAGCUUUGGGAUCCCAGAUAUAUCAGGAAGUUUAUGAAGCAAUAUGCGAAGCAAGUUUGGGGCGAACAUGUUGUCACCAAGAAGAAGAAACAAUUAUGGGUGAGGAAGGAUGACGAGAUUAGAUACCCAUACAAGGAGUCAAAGUUCGGCGCAUAGAUGCCUUUAUGAUUAUGUUACAGAUUAUGAGUUAGCCCGGGUAUGCGAAUGGCAACGUGUUGUAUUAUAGAGGGCGUGGUGAUGUUCAAGGUAAUAUCUAGAUUCCGAGAAGGGGAAUGAAGAAGAUGCCGAUAGUAUAAAAAUCUCCCAUACGUCAGACGAUUGUCUU